AUGGGAUCAAUUUGUUAAUCACAUUCUUGUUCAAUUGAAUACACAACUUAAUUAAGUACAAGUGUUAAUUUUCUUAAACCAAUAAUUGAUUAACAUUUAGAAGAUGAAAUAAUGGAGGAAUCCUUAUCACCUCUUACUGACUUUGAAAAAGAGUUUACUACAACUAAAUCUAUAAUACCUAAAUCUCCAGAUGUUUUAUAAAGAUCACCUCUUAAUUCUUAGACUCCUAAUGAUUCAAUUGUGAUUUAGAAGUUCCAUAUUACUUCUGAUGAUUUUGUGAAGUUUCGAUUUCAAAACUAUGCUGAUUCCUAUUUAAUAGAACGAUCUCUAGGAUCAGGUAGCUAUGGAGAAGUAUUCAUUGUAAGAAAUAAAUAAACUAGUAACAUUUACUAAAUAUAUUUAGAUUAAUUAAGAGCUAUGAAACAAAUUAAAAAAUAAUAAAGUUCUUUAAGUAAGAAAUCUUUAAGAGAAAUGGAAAUCUUAUCAAAAUUAGAUCAUCCUUUUAUUGUCAAAGCUAUUGAAGUAUUUUAAGAUGAAUAAAGUUAUAAUAUGAUUAUUGAGUACAUUUUAUUAACUUAUUAGGUUACUUUAAGGUACUGACAUCUAAGAAGAUAUUUAAAACAAUUCAAAAUUCACAGAAGAUAAAGCAGCCAAUAUUGGUUAUCAAUUAUUAUUGGCUAUAAGUUACAUCCAUAAUUAAGAUGUUGUUCAUAGAGAUAUUAAACCUGAGAACAUUCUUUAUCAAUACAAUAAUGGCAAUACACUAAUCAAACUUAUUGAUUUUGGAAUUUCAACUGAAAUUAAAAAAAAUAGAAAACUCAGUUCACAAUUAGGAUCUGUAAAAUAAUCUAAAAUCUAUUUAAGAUGUAUUUUAUGGCUCCUGAAAUUUUCAGUAAAGACUAUGGAAAAUAAAUUGAUAUUUGGGCUUGUGGUGUAACAUUGUUCUAUAUGAUUCAUAAAAGAUAUCCCUUUAUGGGAAGAACCAAUCAAGAAAUGAAAAAUGCUAUCAAAAGUGGAAAACUCUCAUUCGAUAAAUCUAUUAGUCUAGAAUUAUAAGCUCUACUUAAUAAAAUGUUAUAGGUUAAUCCUAAUAAAAGAAUUACUGCUUAAUAAGCAUUAUAAGAAGAUUGGUUCAUUAAACAUAAAUUUAUUAGUUAAAUCAAUCAAUAAUUGAUAUUUAAAUUAAUAAAUUAUCAUUCUACAACUCUAUUUGAAGAACUUAUAUUCUCUCUAAUUACCUAUUAUUGUUAAAAUUGUGAUGAUCAUGGAUAAGCAAUUUAAACUUUUUUAUUUCUAGAUUCUGAUCAAGAUGGUUUGAUAUCCAAAUAAGAAUUCAAAAAAUCAUUAAAUCAACUCGAAAUCAAUUAUUCUUCAUAAUUAAUUGAUGACCUCUAUACAACCCUUAAUAAACAUUCAGAUGAUACACUCACUUUUAAAGGUAUUUCAAUUCAAUAAAUUAAAGAAUUCUUAGCUGCUUCAGUAGCCAGAGAUAAGAUUUAAACUAAAAAAUGUCAGAAGAUUUGUUUUUAAUUGAUCGAUUAUGAUCAAGAUGGUAAAAUAUCAGAAUAAGAUUUCUGUCAUCUUAUGGGUAAGAAUCACUCCAAUCUUUGGCAUGUCCUUAAUCCCUCUGAUAAUUUAUAUAUAACAGAAGAAGAAUUCUAUUACAUGUUUAAAUCGUGA
Paramecium sonneborni is the source of this 1680-nucleotide messenger RNA. Lineage: Eukaryota; Ciliophora; Oligohymenophorea; Peniculida; Parameciidae. The record is from the annotation of a GenBank genome assembly.